This is a messenger RNA of Mercenaria mercenaria, 4271 nucleotides long. RefSeq names its product sodium- and chloride-dependent neutral and basic amino acid transporter B(0+)-like. Bases 151 to 2103 code for a protein of 650 amino acids. Gene Ontology annotation, cellular component: membrane. Lineage: Eukaryota; Metazoa; Mollusca; Bivalvia; Venerida; Veneridae. The record is from RefSeq and is a predicted model, not a curated record. Gene Ontology annotation, molecular function: L-amino acid transmembrane transporter activity. The transcript has 13 exons. Gene Ontology annotation, biological process: sodium ion transmembrane transport.
CUAAAAGCGAGACUUCAUAAAUGAAAACUGAAUUAAGAAAACUUGAAAUUGGAUUUUUAUUUAAGAAUUUAAGUGAAACUUAUUUUUUUUCUAAUUUACUGCGAAUUCAAAAUUUAAUUAAAGACUCAGAAAAACAGACGUUUUAAGAAAAUGCCCUCGUCUUAUAAUUUUUGGGAUAGGGACAAAUCGAGCGCAAAGGAAAAGAGCGCAGAAAUAAACGGCACUGCAGUGUCUGUCAACGACAGUGUUGACGACUUGGAUAAAAAGAAUUCGGUUGAGGAGGAACGUGGAGAAUGGGGGAGCAAGUGGGAGUUUAUUUUAUCCUGUGUGGGGCUCUCGGUGGGGUUAGGAAACGUAUGGAGAUUUCCUUACCUGGCUUAUCAGUAUGGUGGUGCUGCCUUUCUAAUCGCAUACCUGAUCCUACAGAUCUUAAUUGGUAAGCCUAUGUACAUGAUGGAGCUAGUCAUGGGACAGUAUUCAGGGAAAGGACCCACCGCAGUUUGGGCAAUGAACCCGAGUGCUAAAGGAAUUGGCAUAUCCAUGGCUUUGAUUUCGCUAGUUGUGGCAAUAUAUUACAAUGUUAUCAUGGCAUACACGCUCUAUUAUUUCUUCUCAUCAAUGCAGAAAGUGUUGCCUUGGACUACCUGUAAAGAUGAAUGGCUACCACUUGGUUGCACAGAACAAACAGAGAAAAAGCUUGGUGAAUGUACGGGAAAUGCUACUGUUGAUAUUUUAUCAAAGUGUAUGUGCACGGCUAACUACAGCGUCAACUACCUGCUGGAACAAAAUAACGUUACGUGUACGAAUACAACUAACGUUGCAGUGGCGGAACUAUUUUUCGAAAAGACCGUGAUUCAGAAAGCUCCGGGUAUCGAGCCCGAGCAUGUCGGAGCCCCUAUCUGGCAGCUGGCCCUGUGUCUUCUGCUCUCUUGGAUGAUCGUAGUAGCAUGCCUCAUAAAAGGUGUCAAAUCUUCUGGAAAGGUGGUGUAUUUUACAGCUACUUUCCCCUAUGUGAUAUUGUUAAUUUUGUUGGUCCGAGGGUGUCUGCUAGAUGGCGCCAUCGAUGGUGUCAAAUAUUUCAUCAUACCCGACUGGAAUAAACUGCUAGAGCUCGAGGUGUGGGUGGCAGCUGCUGGACAGAUGUUCUUUUCUCUCAGUGUAUCUUUCGGCGGUAUUCUCAUGUUUGGAAGUUAUAACAAAUUCAACAAUAAUGUAUACGGCGACGCCUUAUUAAUUAGUAUAAUGGAUGUGGUUACCAGUAUCAUCGCAGGUUUCGUCAUCUUCACCACAUUUGGUGGUAUGGCUAAGAAGAUCGGCGUCGACGUUCAGGACGUCGCUAAAGGAGGAUAUGGUCUUGCAUUUGUUGCCUACCCCGAGGCUUUAUCAAAUCUACCUCCUCCCCAGUUAUGGUCCGUUCUCUUCUUCUUCAUGUUGUUCACACUGGGAUUGGACAGUGAGUUCGCACUACUGGAAACUGUGAUGACAUGUAUACAAGACGAAUACCCACAUCUUAGGAAAUACAAAAGUUACAUGUGUGUUGGAUUCGGCGUGGUCCUGUAUUUCUGUGCCCUUCCAUGUGUCACACCUGCUGGUGAUUAUAUAGUAUCAUUAAUGGACCAUUACGGAGCUGAUUUUUCCGUCUUGUUUGUCGCAACUUGUGAAUGUAUUGCCGUCAUGUGGGUUUAUGGUGUAAGACGGUUUUUAAAUGACUGUAGCUAUAUGCUGGGUCAUCCUCCACGACCUGUAAUCUUCUGGGCGGUCUGCUGGACAUUCUUUUCACCUAUCUUGAUUGGGGCAUUAUUCAUCUACAGAAUGAUAGACUAUAAUCCGCCAGAAAUAGCCAAGAACGAGCCAUUCCCAGAGUUUGCCCAGGCCAUCGGCUGGGUCCUCACGUGUAUAGUUUUAUUACCCAUUCCUGUCACAUUCCUUUACAAAUUGUUCACAGCUAAAGGAAGUAUCAAAGAGCGCAUGCGCACUAUAACCACGCCCACUGAAGAAUGGGGACCUAAUGACGGUACAGACAGAAAACCAUUAGAAAACGUGUACGAAAUGGAAAGGAAAUAUGGUUUAGACAAUCCAGGGGCAGUUAACUCUCAUAUUUAAAACGGGUCUUACAUUCCAUUGACUGCUGUUAAUCCAUUUGCUUCGAGUUGUACAUAUAUAGUCAUAUAUUCAUACAGGCCCGUGUGCAGGAUUUGUUUGCUGGGGGGCCCAACCUGGGGUGGGUUCGGGAGGGGUAUCCCCUCCCGACUGCGAUUUUUUUUUUUAAUAUGGCACAUGAAUAGAUGCAUUUUCCUGCUACCUGAAACACCUUUAAGGAUGCAUGAAUGUAUUAUAUAUUUAAGGAAAAGUCUACUUUUUAAUCAUUUCAUCAAUCCUUUUCAGUGUAUGUAUGAUUGUACAGUCACAGUGUAUGGACUUAUUUUUCUGUAUGAUACCCAGUUGAAAAAAAUAUUGAAGUUUUAAGAUGAUUAUUAAGUAGACUAGCUCCUAGACUAUGAUAAUUUUUUCACAUUUUUAUGAUUUCCUGUAGUGAACUGAGCCAGUCUAUAUACUAUGUCCAAUAUUACAAUUUUAACAUCUCUAGAAUAUAAAAAAGAAAAAAAAUCAUAGAAAUAUCGUAAUUAUCAGUGUAGUGGCUAGUCUAAUUAUUAAGGGUAUCCUAUUUACAAAAUGGCCAAAUGUUUUUAUACUUCUUUGACUACAAACUGUAACAUCACAGCACAUAUUAAAUGAUAUUUUUAUGUAUAAAACCCCUCAUAAGUAACGAGUUUUAGAUGCGUUUUGUAAGAUUUACUGAGAAACUACUUUUAAAACUACGAGAGUUUUUAAGUAAGGUUAUUGGACCCAAAAGAGUAAAAUUGAUACAGUAGUUUCAAAUUCAUAAUUGUUGUAAAAUAAAAAGCUAGGAUAAAUAUCUAUCAAUUUAAUAAAUUUGGGGAAUGUGCCUUAAUGUAAAAACAAAAUACAACCAUCAUGUUUCAAUUUUCAAUUCAUUUUAAGAUUUACUUAACAAAACCAACAAUGUUCUGAUCAUUUUAUAACACUUCAAAAGAGUAAAAAACAUAAUUAUAAUAGUUUCUCCACUACCCAAUCAAGUACUGAUCAAGCGAUCAAUGAAGCAUGCACAGAUAAACUUUUACCUGUGACAUGCCUGGGGCCAAUUUCCUCUACCGGACACGGUUUUAUGGCUCUUUAGCCUGUGUAUUGCUGUCAAAUCAAGCCAGUUGUGCUGGUGUAUAAAUUUGUUAAUUGAGGGGCCCAUAGUAAUAAAAAUCGUAACUAGCCAGCCAGCUGGGGGGGCCCGGGCCCCCUGGCCCCCCACCUGGACACGUGCCUGUCAUAGCAUAAUCAGAUAUUGGCAGGCUCCACAAUUUGAUAGUCAAUCCAUUACACAUUUUUUCCAUUUACUUCAAAUUGUACAUAGUCAUUAUACUACGAGGGGUGUUCAAUAAAUACCUUGAAAAGUGCUCUCAUUUCUACAUGUAUCAUCAAAAAUGAAUGAAACUGCUAUAUUAUGUAGAUUAGGGAAUACUGAGUUGAUAUGUUAAAAUUAUAUUUUCUUUGGAUAAAUAGUAAGUAAAUGCUAGUCCCCAUGCCAACGCCCUAUGAUGUCUCUUUUUUCUAGUUUACGUGAGCUAAAACAUUACUUGCCACUUACCUAUUUUAGCAAAAUGGGAUCAGGAAAAAGGUAUAAGAGCAUUUUCCCGGAUAUUUUAACACCCCUCGUAUAUAUUCAUUUUACCAUCACACAGUUACACAAAGAUAAUUUAAUAAUAAAAGUUUUAUACAUGGUGGUAUAUUUUGAUUAUAAAUAUAUAUAUUGUUUUGUUUCUUUUUUAAAGUUUACAACUGUUUUGUUGACCUAGGGCCAAAUAAAUGUUAAGAUUGGGACAAUCUGUGAAGGGUUUUCCUUAUUUACAUACAUAUGCAUGUCAAAGUUUGUCCUCAUAUAUUUUAGAAUCUAGCAUUUUACAAGUAAAAUGACGUUAAUGCUUUAUUGUUCAGUUGAUUCAAUGAAAUUUACACGUUUACAUUUUACAUACUGUUUAAGAUAUCAUAAUAUCAAACGUAAUUUCUGAAACUGACUUUAGGCUAGUAUUACAUGUAUAUGAAAUUAUGCACGAGUGACUUGUGUUGUUCGCUUUCAUAAAUGUAGAAUAAAUAGAUUAUAAAUAUCAUCAAGGAGAUAUGAAUAGCGUAAUUAACAUAUUAGAACUGAAUGCCGAUCUCGUACUAGAAGUUGAAAGAAGAAUAAAAUUUAAAAAAUA